Nannospalax galili (Upper Galilee mountains blind mole rat) is the source of this 3435-nucleotide messenger RNA. It is a transcript of the gene Ap2b1, whose product is annotated as adaptor related protein complex 2 subunit beta 1. Lineage: Eukaryota; Metazoa; Chordata; Mammalia; Rodentia; Spalacidae. The record is from RefSeq and is a predicted model, not a curated record. Gene Ontology annotation, molecular function: clathrin binding. The coding region runs from base 177 to 3032 and encodes 951 amino acids. Gene Ontology annotation, cellular component: clathrin adaptor complex; membrane coat. Gene Ontology annotation, biological process: intracellular protein transport; vesicle-mediated transport. The transcript is spliced from 22 exons.
CUCUUACGCGGAGGUUUCCGGCCCACCAUCUUUGUCCCUGGCAAGUUGGGUUUUGCGCAGUAGCUUAGACCUAGAGUCGUGACGGGCAGGAAACCAUUACACCACCUCCCCGGCUGUGCUCUGUCUGCCGCCGCCACCCCGCCCUUGCCUCCAGUGCACAUUGAAGAUCCAAAAUCAUGACUGACUCCAAGUACUUCACAACCAAUAAAAAGGGAGAAAUCUUUGAAUUAAAAGCAGAACUCAACAAUGAAAAGAAAGAAAAGAGGAAGGAGGCUGUGAAGAAAGUGAUUGCCGCUAUGACCGUGGGGAAGGAUGUUAGCUCUCUCUUUCCAGAUGUAGUGAACUGUAUGCAGACUGACAACCUGGAACUAAAGAAGCUUGUAUACCUCUACUUGAUGAAUUAUGCCAAGAGUCAGCCAGACAUGGCCAUCAUGGCUGUCAACAGCUUUGUGAAGGAUUGUGAAGAUCCCAAUCCUUUGAUUCGAGCUUUGGCAGUUAGAACCAUGGGGUGCAUUCGAGUGGACAAGAUUACAGAAUAUCUCUGUGAACCCCUCCGCAAGUGCUUGAAGGAUGAAGACCCCUACGUUCGGAAAACAGCAGCAGUCUGUGUGGCAAAACUCCAUGAUAUCAAUGCCCAGAUGGUGGAAGAUCAGGGAUUUCUGGAUUCACUACGGGAUCUCAUAGCAGAUUCAAAUCCAAUGGUGGUGGCUAAUGCUGUAGCAGCAUUGUCUGAGAUCAGUGAGUCUCACCCAAACAGCAACUUACUCGAUCUGAACCCCCAGAACAUCAACAAGCUGCUCACAGCCCUGAAUGAGUGCACUGAAUGGGGCCAGAUCUUUAUCUUGGACUGUCUGUCUAAUUAUAACCCAAAAGAUGACCGGGAAGCUCAGAGCAUCUGUGAGCGAGUAACUCCUCGGCUAUCCCAUGCCAACUCAGCAGUGGUGCUUUCAGCGGUAAAAGUCCUCAUGAAAUUUCUAGAAUUGUUACCCAAGGACUCCGACUACUACAAUAUGCUGCUGAAGAAGUUAGCUCCCCCACUUGUCACUCUGCUGUCUGGGGAACCAGAAGUGCAGUAUGUUGCCUUGAGGAACAUCAACCUGAUUGUCCAGAAAAGGCCAGAAAUCUUGAAGCAGGAAAUCAAAGUCUUCUUUGUGAAGUACAAUGACCCUAUCUAUGUUAAAUUAGAGAAGUUGGACAUCAUGAUUCGUCUGGCAUCCCAAGCCAACAUUGCUCAGGUUCUUGCAGAGCUGAAGGAAUAUGCCACUGAAGUAGAUGUUGACUUUGUUCGGAAAGCUGUGCGGGCCAUUGGACGAUGUGCCAUCAAAGUGGAGCAAUCAGCAGAGCGCUGUGUAAGCACAUUGCUUGAUCUAAUCCAGACCAAAGUAAAUUAUGUGGUUCAAGAGGCAAUUGUUGUCAUCAGAGACAUCUUCCGAAAAUAUCCCAACAAGUAUGAAAGUAUCAUCGCCACUCUCUGUGAGAACUUAGACUCCCUGGAUGAGCCAGAUGCUCGAGCAGCUAUGAUUUGGAUUGUAGGAGAAUAUGCUGAAAGAAUUGAUAAUGCAGAUGAGUUACUGGAGAGCUUCCUAGAGGGUUUUCAUGAUGAAAGUACCCAGGUACAGCUCACUCUGCUUACUGCUAUAGUGAAGCUGUUUCUGAAGAAACCAUCAGAGACACAGGAGUUGGUCCAACAGGUCUUGAGCUUGGCCACACAGGAUUCUGAUAAUCCUGACCUCCGAGAUCGGGGUUAUAUUUAUUGGCGCCUUCUUUCAACUGACCCUGUGACAGCCAAAGAAGUAGUCUUGUCUGAGAAACCAUUGAUCUCUGAGGAGACAGACCUUAUUGAACCAACCCUCCUGGAUGAGCUAAUCUGCCACAUUGGUUCUUUGGCCUCUGUGUACCAUAAACCUCCAAAUGCUUUUGUGGAGGGGAGUCAUGGGAUCCAUCGCAAACACUUGCCUAUUCAUCAUGGGAGCACUGAUGCAGGUGAUAGCCCUGUUGGCACCACCACAGCAACCAACCUGGAACAGCCACAGGUCAUCCCCUCUCAAGGUGACCUUCUGGGGGAUCUUUUAAAUCUUGACCUGGGUCCCCCAGUAAAUGUGCCACAGGUAUCCUCCAUGCAGAUGGGAGCAGUAGAUCUCUUAGGAGGAGGACUGGAUAGUCUGCUUGGCAGUGACCUUGGCGGGGGCAUUGGAGGAAGUCCGGCAGUAGGACAGUCCUUCAUCCCGUCAUCAGUGCCUGCAACCUUCGCUCCCUCACCUACUCCUGCUGUGGUCAGUAGUGGUUUGAAUGACCUAUUUGAACUUUCUACAGGAAUAGGCAUGGCACCUGGUGGAUAUGUGGCACCUAAGGCGGUCUGGCUGCCUGCAGUAAAAGCUAAAGGCUUGGAGAUUUCAGGAACAUUUACUCACCGCCAAGGGCACAUCUACAUGGAAAUGAACUUCACCAAUAAAGCUUUGCAACAUAUGACAGACUUUGCUAUCCAGUUUAACAAGAAUAGCUUUGGUGUCAUCCCAAGCACACCUUUGGCCAUCCAUACUCCACUGAUGCCAAAUCAGAGUAUUGAUGUCUCUCUGCCUCUUAAUACCUUGGGCCCAGUCAUGAAGAUGGAACCUCUGAAUAAUCUGCAGGUGGCUGUUAAAAACAACAUUGAUGUCUUCUACUUCAGCUGCCUCAUCCCACUCAAUGUGCUUUUUGUAGAAGAUGGCAAAAUGGAGCGCCAGGUCUUCCUUGCCACAUGGAAGGAUAUUCCUAAUGAAAAUGAACUCCAAUUUCAGAUUAAGGAAUGUCAUUUAAAUGCUGACACUGUGUCCAGCAAGUUGCAAAACAACAAUGUUUACACUAUUGCCAAGAGGAAUGUGGAAGGACAAGAUAUGCUGUACCAAUCCCUGAAGCUCACUAAUGGCAUUUGGAUUUUGGCUGAGCUACGGAUCCAGCCAGGAAACCCCAAUUAUACGCUGUCACUGAAGUGUAGAGCUCCUGAAGUCUCUCAAUACAUCUACCAGGUCUACGACAGCAUUUUGAAAAACUAAUAAACUGGUCCAGUAUCGUCCAGCCACCCUGUAAUCGGUGCAAACCAAGAACUCUUUAACUGGAAGAAAUUGUACUGCUGUGUAGAACCUGAGCCCAAACAAUACGACACCCACCCAGGUAGUGACCAGUCUGCCCUGUACUGAUAUUAGAGUUCACCCCGUUGUAUAGUUUUAGCUUCCUGUGAACAUUUGUAACCACUGCUUCAGUCACUUCCCGCCUCUUGCCACCUACUGCUGCUCUCUGUUCUUACUUGUGGGCGUCUCCAUGCUGUGCAAUGGCUAGCUUUUUCUACACUCUCUUUUGAGUGUAGCUUGAUAUUUUGUCAUCGAAAGCUCAUUUCAAAAGCAGAAAAAGGCAACAAAUAUUAAAGCAAGGAAAAGUGUCACUGAAACAUAAACUGCA